Musca vetustissima is the source of this 307-nucleotide messenger RNA. RefSeq lists its product as uncharacterized. The record is from RefSeq and is a predicted model, not a curated record. The transcript is spliced from 2 exons. NCBI's taxonomy places the organism in Eukaryota, Metazoa, Arthropoda, Insecta, Diptera, Muscidae. The coding region runs from base 29 to 307 and encodes 92 amino acids.
GUUUUUAUUCACAAUCACUCUGUGCAUCAUGUCGGUAACAUUGAUCAGCUAUACCUCUGCCCUGACGACCACCAAAACUGAAAUUGUCAAACACACCGAUUCCGAUCCCGAAAAGGAAGGUUUCUGGGCCCGCAAAGAAUCCUGGAAAUCAAGAUGGGUCAAAUAUUGGCGCCCGAAAACAAUUUAUGUUCCGGUUUGGAAAAAAGUCUGGACACCGGUGAUACAAAAUGAAUGGGUUCCACUGCCAAAUGCUCCAGCCGGAUGGUCAAAACACGAUAAGAGUAGUGUCAGCGAAAUUGUCUAUUAG